AUGCUUCCUUGCACGUGGCCCAAACGCCAUCUGAUUCCUCCAAAGAUCUGGCAGAUCCUGCUUCCUCAUCCAGACAACCCCGCUACUUCUCCCUUGGACGCGAAGAACCUGGUCGACACACCAAGUUGGCUUGAGGCCGACGACUUCGUCAACGCGCACUUCUCUGGUGAUGCAAAAGUGUUGGAGGCAUGGCGAGCCUUGAAGGACCCGGCAGUAAAGUCGGAUCUCCUGCGCUACCUCAUGCUUUUCAUCGAGGGCGGUAUAUCUACCGAUGUAAAUACCGAGGCUCUGAAGCCCAUCGACGUUUGGGUGCCUGAGACAUACCGCGAUCGGGCCAGGGUUGUGAUUGGUAUUGAAUGGGACCAGCUCGACGGUGGAACCCUUGCUGCUAAACGCAUGACGACUUUGAACAGUCUCGACCUGUCGAGCGUUGAGGUUAUGAUGUCGUCCGGCCCGGCGUCUUGGACAGACGUUGUUCUUGAACAGUUGAAGGAGAUGGACCUGAAUGUGACGGGUGUGGCAGACUUCUCCGGUAUGAAGCCAACUGGGCCAAGGUUGUAUGGUGAUAUCCUGAUCCUCACCAUCGAUGGCUUCGGUAUGUGGCAAUUGCAUUCGAAUAGUACCCACGAUGGUACGAUACCGGAGGCUGCGCUCUUGAAACACAAGUUCCGAGGGUCCUGGAGAAGUAGCGUCUAG
This is a messenger RNA of Truncatella angustata, 696 nucleotides long. RefSeq lists its product as uncharacterized. Gene Ontology annotation, cellular component: mannan polymerase complex. Gene Ontology annotation, biological process: protein N-linked glycosylation. The record is from RefSeq and is a predicted model, not a curated record. Bases 1 to 696 code for a protein of 231 amino acids. NCBI's taxonomy places the organism in Eukaryota, Fungi, Ascomycota, Sordariomycetes, Amphisphaeriales, Sporocadaceae. Gene Ontology annotation, molecular function: alpha-1,6-mannosyltransferase activity. The transcript is spliced from 3 exons.